CCGAAGUUUCUGUCUCGGUUGGGACGCCUCCGCGGCCGGGGGCAAAGAAAGGGAGGAAGGAAGGAGCUCGCGGAGGGGAGGGGAGGAGGCCUCGGGCAAGGAGCGCAGGGCGAUGCGGGCGCGCGUCGCGGCCCCCAGAACCUGAGCGCAGCGCCCCAGCGUCGAACGAGGCCGCAGCCAUGGAGCCCGCGCAACAGCCGCCGCCCCAGCCGGCCCCGCAAGGACCGGCGCCGCCGUCCGUGUCUCCGGCCGGGACCCCCGCGGCCCCGCCCGCACCCCCGGCCGGCCACCAGGUCGUGCACGUCCGCGGGGACUCGGAGACCGACUUGGAGGCGCUCUUCAACGCCGUCAUGAACCCCAAGACGGCCAACGUGCCUCAGACCGUGCCCAUGCGGCUUCGCAAGCUGCCCGACUCCUUCUUUAAGCCGCCUGAGCCCAAGUCCCACUCGCGACAGGCCAGUACGGAUGCGGGCACCGCCGGAGCUCUGACUCCACAGCACGUCCGAGCUCACUCCUCUCCAGCGUCCCUGCAGCUGGGGGCCGUGUCUCCUGGGACACUCACGGCCAGUGGUGUAGUCUCUGGCCCUGCCGCCUCCCCUGCAGCUCAGCAUCUCCGCCAGUCCUCUUUUGAGAUCCCUGAUGAUGUACCACUGCCAGCAGGCUGGGAGAUGGCCAAGACGUCUUCUGGUCAGAGAUACUUCUUAAAUCACAACGAUCAGACGACGACGUGGCAGGACCCGCGCAAGGCCAUGCUCUCCCAGCUGAACGUCCCUGCGCCUGCCAGCCCAGCGGUGCCCCAGACACUCCUGACUUCUGCCUCAGGCCCUCUUCCUGACGGAUGGGAGCAGGCCAUGACUCAGGACGGAGAAGUUUACUACAUAAACCAUAAGAACAAGACCACGUCCUGGCUGGACCCACGGCUCGACCCUCGCUUUGCCAUGAACCAGAGGAUCACUCAGAGUGCUCCGGUGAAGCAGCCGCCACCUUUGGCCCCCCAGAGUCCACAGGGAGGCGUCCUGGGUGGAGGCAGUUCCAACCAGCAGCAGCAGAUACAGCUGCAGCAGUUACAGAUGGAGAAGGAGAGACUGCGUUUGAAACAGCAGGAAUUAUUUCGGCAGGCAAUACGGAAUAUCAAUCCCAGCACAGCAAAUGCUCCAAAAUGUCAGGAAUUAGCUCUCCGCAGCCAGUUGCCCACACUGGAGCAGGAUGGAGGAACUCAGAAUGCAGUGUCUUCUCCGGGGAUGUCUCAGGAAUUGAGGACAAUGACAACCAAUAGUUCAGACCCCUUUCUUAACAGUGGCACCUAUCACUCCAGGGACGAGAGCACAGACAGCGGCCUCAGCAUGAGCAGCUACAGCAUUCCCCGGACCCCAGAUGACUUCCUCAACAGCGUGGACGAAAUGGACACCGGAGACACCAUCAGCCAAAACACCCUGCCGUCACAGCAGAGCCGCUUCCCCGAUUACCUGGAAGCCCUCCCUGGGACAAAUGUGGACCUAGGCACCCUGGAAGGAGAUGCAAUGAACAUAGAAGGGGAGGAGCUGAUGCCCAGUCUGCAGGAAGCACUGAGUUCCGAAAUCUUGGACGUGGAGUCUGUGUUGGCUGCCACCAAGCUAGAUAAAGAAAGCUUUCUCACGUGGUUAUAGAGCUGCCGGGAGCCACUCUGAGUCUGUGAAGGAUCCACAGAACCUAAGAUGUGCACGCCUGCCCGAAAUUCCUAUAAGCCAGUGGGGGUUCUCUGGCUAACACAGAAAACAUGAACCAGUGUCCAGCAGGGAUCAUCCAUCAUCGCUCCCCGCUCUCUGCCCGUCGCUGCUCUUACAUUGCUGACCUCUUCAUGGCCGGCCCUAAAGAACCAGAACCACAAGCAGAACCCUUUGUUAACUUUGCUAUGAUAACUACCGUUCUCUGGGAUUGCCGGGGGAUAGCCUUCUGGAUAAUGGAUGCUCUGCCUUUUGUCCAAUGGUCUUUCACCCAUCAUUUUAACUGAACACAAACUGGGAACUGAAAUGCAUUAGAGCAUUUGUUCAAGAGGUGGUUUCUUCAGCUGCCUUUGGCCCUUGGGUCCAACAAGCCAAAAGCAUUGCGUCUGAUCUCACAGAAGAUGGAGAAGACCCAUGCUGGAGACUGAUGGACUUUCCAUUUCUUCUUUUAGUGGUAGCAUUAGGCGCAUAGUGACCUGGAUUUUAUCUUAGAAGCUUAUGAGGCAUGAGACAGUUUCCAUAGAAAUAUAUUAAUUAUUACCACGUACUCUAGAUUAGGUUUGAAUGGAUAUUUUCUGGGGGUGUUUUGGUUGGUUUUUCUUUUCCUUCUUUUUCUUUUUCUUUUUUCUUUCUUUCUUUUUUUUGUGGUUGGUUUUGGUGAAAUGUAGGCAAAUUAAUGAAGUCGUUAUAGCUGUAGCUUGGGGUGGGCAAUACCAUUGUUCUGGUAGGAAAUCUGUAUUUCUUGCCUUUCAACAUCCUAUUUAAAUCUUGGUUCUCUCCUCUACAUAUGUACACAGUCUUAUAAUGUCUAUGGUAGUGCGAGAGCAGAAUGUAUCUUUAUAAACGUUUCCUUCCUUUCCAGCUUAUUUUUUAAAUGGUAGUCUUGAACAUACAAAUUUAGACACAGUAGUUUAUAUUUCAUAAAUAGUUUAAGUUCUGGUUGGAGCAAUCUGCAGGUGUUGGAGGGAGGGAGGAAGGGAGGGAGGGAGGGCGGGCAGUAGGGCAGUGUUGCAGAAAGGGCUCUUGUGGGUAAAGCCAAGAGGUGCUCUCUUGCCCUCUGUGCUCUGUGGUGAAGACGGACACCAACAGUGGCUUCACUCCCCUUGGCCUGACUCACGCUGUGCAGUCUCUGAGCGCUAGGCCCUCCUUGUGCCUCCACCUCAGCUUUGGGUGUACACUCGGCUACUGUGAGGCAGGUUGAGUGCUCCCUACAAGGUCGCUCUUAGGAAAGCUGCGUAUGUGUCUGCUGAGUGGGCCAUGGGGGGCGCGCAGAGUCUGUCUGUGAGGUCACGGGUUGGCCGGUAAGUGUGUGUGGGGGGUAGUUGAACUUAGCUAAGCAUGAUAAUGGCUUUUUUACAAGAAGAUUACUAGAGUAUGUGUUUCCAGGAGUAAUAAUGGUUUCCAAAGAGUAUUUUUUUUUAAAGAACAGGAUAGGCAUGAAUGAACUCUGCGUAUAAGCUAUGGAGUAACGGUUGAUUAUGAAUUGUAGUGGCGCCAGCCAGCACCUCUGUCGUCUGAGGGUUUUUGAGUGCUUCUAGAAGAAUCCCUUAUUUUCAAGGGUUCAUAAUGAACAACAACAACAAAUCUUCCCCUCUCCCCCCAGCUAAAGCUGCUACUAUGAAAGUCCUCCACUUAGGAAGAUAGACAUCUAAGUAUCUGGCCCUUUGAUUUAGUAUAGUACAAACAUGAAGUAGAAAAGUUUUCCUCAGUACUUUGAGUGCUCAAAAACUACAAUCAGUGUAUUAUAUAUGAUUCGUAGGUCAGUCAUUUGAGGCCAUCAGCUCUAAGGCUUUUAAUUAGAAACUAGUUGAAGACUCGCCCUUGAAUUAUUAAGUGUGGGGAAAUGGCUACCCGGAGGACACAUUGACUUUAGAACAGAGAUGAACUUCUACUCUAAUUGAAAAGUGAGCAGACGGGUGGUCCACAACUGUGUGUUGGGAGUGGACAGGUGACGGGUGUGCCGAGUGCCUGUGAUUUGCCAGUAAGCUGCAGAUAAAGGGCUGCGUCUUCUGUGGGCAGACUAGCUUUAGUGUGGAGGGGGAGGGCGGGUGGGCGUGGGCCGUGAUGGAAAAGCUUUUAUGAACUUGUUUCUCUUCAGUAAAGACUUACCUUGCUCUCAGUAGGAAAGUUGUUCCUGAGUUUCCAGCUGCUUAACCUCCCCGACAAAGUGAGACGUGCCGCCUUCCUUAUCUGCGGGCGGGCGGCAUGGCGUGUGUCUGGUUAUACCUCAGUGUCCUGCAGCCCCUGUGCUCUCUGACCUUAUCAACCCCUCCGUGCUGACCGUGGGAGAUUUGAGCACCCUUCCUCUCACUAAAUUUGAAUCACGGCCUCAAUGUAGUCUUUCUUGUUGUGUCCAACAGUGUUUAAUGCUUCCUGGCUGUAGUGGGUAGCAUGCAGAUAAGAAUUUAACUGGUUAUCCUUGAAUUUCUUUUACAAUAAACCAAUUUUUAUAAUCUUAAAAUGUA
Messenger RNA from Apodemus sylvaticus (European woodmouse), 4168 nucleotides. RefSeq names its product Yes1 associated transcriptional regulator (gene Yap1). Lineage: Eukaryota; Metazoa; Chordata; Mammalia; Rodentia; Muridae. The transcript is spliced from 9 exons. Gene Ontology annotation, biological process: positive regulation of transcription by RNA polymerase II; hippo signaling. Gene Ontology annotation, cellular component: nucleus; cytoplasm. Gene Ontology annotation, molecular function: transcription coactivator activity; transcription corepressor activity; protein binding. The coding region runs from base 180 to 1646 and encodes 488 amino acids. The record is from RefSeq and is a predicted model, not a curated record.